Molecule: messenger RNA, 438 nt
Organism: Striga asiatica
Lineage: Eukaryota; Viridiplantae; Streptophyta; Magnoliopsida; Lamiales; Orobanchaceae
Source: the annotation of a GenBank genome assembly
AUGACAGUUGUUCUGUUUACCAUAAUCCUGUCUAACGCCUCUUGCACGACCCUCUCGGAUUCGGCAUCCAGUGCGCUCGUUGCCUCGUCUAAAAGUAAAAUUCUCGGCCGCCACUCUAAUUUCUUCAUCACUGGCACCUUCCUUCCCAUAAGCAAUAUUAUCCUUAAUGCUGGUUGUGAAAAGUACAGGUUCUUGGCUGACAAGACCGAUUUUCGACCUAAUCCACUUGAGCUGAAACUCUUUGAGAUUGGUCCCAUCGAUGAGCACUUCACCUGCUUGUGGAUCAUAGAAUCUCUCAAUCAGACUUAUGACAGUCGAUUUCCCGCUCCCACUUUGCCCCACCAGAGCGGCCGUCGUGCCACUUGGGAUGAACAGAGAAAAGCCUCUGAAUAUUUGCUCAUCUGGUCGAGCUGGGUAGCUGAAGUGUACGUCUCUUAG